AAGCUACAUCUUAUUUUCUCGAAUGCAAAGUCCGGGGGAAGAGGUUGAGAGAGUGAAUUGACACGCAAGACUGUGCGCCCUCCUCGUCUCGAAAUUGCAGGUGUAUCCCGUGAGGAAGCUUGGGCAUGGAAGCACAGCAAAACAGAAGGAACGGCGUGGACCGUAGCAGCUCUUUCCGUCACCCUUCCCCUUCCAUUGGAAGGUCCCCACAAACAGCUCCUUCCCCAAACUCGCUCCCAAGAUCCCGUGCCUACCCUGCGACAGCGACCCGCCCAAGGCACGCACUUUCCUCAAGUGCGCCAACGACAAAUUCGAGGGAAAAGCUCUUUUGCGACCUGACUUUCUUACCUCAUCCAUUGACCAUUCCAAGAAAGUUGCUGAAAGCUUCUCGAUCAACUCCACCCUGGCAAUCUAAUUUUGCCGACAAUCGGCCAGUCAUUCCUCUAACCGCGGCAACUUGUCUUCGUCCUGUGCGUAUUCGUCGGACAUCAGGCACAUCCCACUGCUCGGGGCAACAGCGUCCGGCGAGAGCCGAAGACAGAAAAAACAAAAUCUCACUGCACUACAUCGCGAGAUCCCACAGGGCCCACCGGCAGCUAUCCGCGCUCCUUGCAAAAGAACAAUACAAGAAAAGUAGGUCAACAUCCAGCAAACCCUGACCGCAACAAAGAUGCAGGGGAUUCGAACAGAACCCCCGGCCGCCAGAGGGCGGUGAAGAGGCAAAGACAGCCAUAGCUUCUCCCAACGCCCUUCACCGAUGGCUCAUCCCGACGCCUACCCGCCGUGGAUGCAUAGACCCCGAGUGCUCUAUCCACAACCUCACCUAGACCCUUGAGAGCAAGCAAGGCAAGCCAACGCGCUUGGAGAUCCCGGACCAACGAUAAGCCUCAAUCAAGGAAGGGAUGGGAUGUCUGGUUACCUUGCGGUCAAACGUU
Molecule: messenger RNA, 935 nt
Organism: Colletotrichum acutatum
Lineage: Eukaryota; Fungi; Ascomycota; Sordariomycetes; Glomerellales; Glomerellaceae
Exons: 1
Coding region: 126-659 (177 amino acids)
Source: RefSeq, a predicted model, not a curated record